AAAGAUUUGUUCUUUCUCUCUCUCUCUCCUCUCUACUCUCUCUCUCUCUCUCUCUCUCUCUCUCUCUCUGUGGUGCCGCCAUGGAUCUUCGUCGAAGCUCGAUUUUGCUUUUGAUCAUUGCGUUGUUAUCUCCCAGGGCACUAUCAAUGUAUUUCGAGUUAAAGUCUGGGAGAACCAAAUGUACUGGAGAGGAAAUUCACGAAAACGCCAUGUCCAUUGGCAAAUACGCCAUCGUAAACCCUAACGAAGAUCAUCCUCUUCCUGCUUCUCACAAGAUCAUCGUCAAGGUGCUGCCGCCAAAAGGGACGAUAUUGCACGAAGCCGAUCAUGUAGAGGCUGGUCAGUUUUCGUUUACAGCGUCUGAGACUGGGGAUUACAUUACGUGUAUCACAGCCGUUGAUUACAAGCCGGAGACGACGUUGACCAUUGAUUUUGAUUGGAAGUCUGGUGUUCUCUCUAAGGAGUGGACCAAUGUGGCUAAGAAGAGCCAAGUUUUAAUGAUGGAGUAUGAGGUCAAGAACUUAAUGGACACUGUUAAUUCCAUCCAUGAGGAGAUGUAUCAUCUUCGUGAAAGGGAAGAAGAAAUGCAAGAGCUAAAUAAAUCCACAAACUCGAAGAUGGCGUGGUUAACUGUCGUGUCGCUUGGGGUUUGUUUAUCGGUGGCUGGUCUACAAUUAUGGCACUUGAAAAUAUUCUUCGAGAAAAAGAAACUCAUCUGAGUGGUAGACAUGCACAUACAUACAUACUCAUUUGCUCAUGUCUAUGAUUGUACUGUAGUCAAACUUAACGACCAUUAGAGAUUUCAUUUAAAUUAAGGAUUCAUUUUUAAGGCAAAGAAAACAACAUUUUGUGAUCAUUUUUGAGAUUUGUGUUGGUACGA
This is a messenger RNA of Camelina sativa (false flax), 880 nucleotides long. Its product is annotated as transmembrane emp24 domain-containing protein p24delta8. Lineage: Eukaryota; Viridiplantae; Streptophyta; Magnoliopsida; Brassicales; Brassicaceae. The record is from RefSeq and is a predicted model, not a curated record.